Messenger RNA from Astyanax mexicanus (Mexican tetra), 848 nucleotides. RefSeq lists its product as uncharacterized. Lineage: Eukaryota; Metazoa; Chordata; Actinopteri; Characiformes; Acestrorhamphidae. Bases 165 to 497 code for a protein of 110 amino acids. The record is from RefSeq and is a predicted model, not a curated record. The transcript is spliced from 4 exons.
UAGUGGAGCUCUGUGUGAGAGAAGUGAGCUGGCAUUCAUACGUGUGAAGAGAGAGUGAAGAGUGGAGAAGUUGACAGAGAAAUGCAGUAUUAAAUGCAGUAUUAGUGAGAAGCGUAACAGAAUUUCUCCCACUCUGUUUGGUGGAUUCAGACACAGGUUUAGAGAUGUUGGUUUCGAUGUUAACAGCACUCUACAUGAUGAUGAGACUAGCUGAACAGUUGGGGGUCAGGUUGGUUCGACAGCCGGAUGCUCUGCCCUACAUGGUGUCUCAGCCGCUACCCUGGCAGGUUCAUUAUGUGUCCCACAGUCGUAGAGGAAGCAAAGCAGACGAGUAUGAAGGCCAGAGGAGGAACAGUAUGGGUGUAUACAGGAAAAAUUCUACUUCUAGUAACGGACAGCCUGUCCUAGUUAACCCCGCAUUUGCAGACAAGGCAGCCGCCACCAUUCAGCACCAGUACAGGAAGUACCAGCAGAAGAAGCACAAGGACGCCAAAUGAAGCCCAUCAGCUCGAGCAAUAACCAGCGUCUCCUUCAGCUAUUCACAUCAAACAUAACAUUAUGACCAUCUCCAUGUUUUCACAUUCACUGUCCAUCUUAUAAGCUGAUCACAUAGGAUAAUGUGCAGUUGUAUGACUUUUACUGUGUCUGUUUCUCUGUAUACUUUAUUAUUGUGCUCUUUUCACCCUGUUCUUUAAUACUCACAACCCCACAGGAGAGAAAACCACCACAGAACAGCUGUUAUUAUUAUUUGGGUGGUGGGUCAUUAUUCUCAGCACUGCAGUGAUUAGCACUGAUUAGCAUGGUGGUGGUGUAUGAGGUGUUAGUGUGUGUUGUUCUGGUACAGUGAG